AUGAACUUCAAGCCCUUCGGAAAUGAGCUGCCGGGGGAGGGGGCCGCCGGUGGUGGAAGGCUUCCGGGGUAUUAUCCAUUGGUGCGACAACCAUCAAUCUAUUCACUGACUUUUGAUGAGCUUCAGAGCACCAUGGGAGGGAUGUCAAAAGAUUUUGGGUCUAUGAACAUGGAUGAAUUGUUGAAGAAUAUAUGGACUGCUGAGGAAACUCAGAAUAUGGGAUCUAGCUUUGGUGGAAUAGAAGGGGUUGGUAUUUCUGGUGGCCAUUUGCAGAGACAAGGGUCUUUAACGCUGCCGAGGACGUUGAGUCUGAAGACUGUUGAUGAUGUUUGGAGGGAUAUAUCGAAAGAGUAUGGUGGUGAGAAGAAUGGCAGUGGUGUUGGGGGAUCUAAUUUGCCGCAGAGACAGCAGACUUUGGGGGAGAUUACACUUGAGGAAUUCUUGUUAAGAGCUGGGGUUGUAAUGGAAGAAGCCCAAUUAGCUGGAAAACCUGAUAAUAAUGGAUUAUUUGGGGAUUGGUCACGAUCCCUGAACAAUCCUCCUGGUUUAGGAAUUGGUUUUCAACAGACGGGUAGGGGUAUUGGGUUGUUGGGUAAUAGAAUGCCUGAGAGCAGUAAUCAAAUUGCUAUUCAAUCUGCUGCUAAUCUACCAUUGAACAUAAAUGGAGUUAGAUCUACACAGCAACCACUGCUGACAUCACAGCCGCAGCAACAGCAACAGCAGCCCAUUUUUCCCAAGCAACCUAUUAUGACUUAUGGUGCUCCCAUGCCUAUACCCAGCAGUUGUCAGUUGGGUAGUCCAGGAAUUAGGGGUGGGACUGUUGGAAUGGUGGAUCCAACGAUAAAUGGUAAUUUGGUUCAAGGUGGUGCACUACAGGCUGGUGGGAUGGGAAUGGUUGGUUUAGGAGAUGGGGGUGUCACGGUUGCAACUGGAUCCCCAACAGUUUCAUCCACCGGGCUUGGAAAGAGUAAUGGACAUACAGCUUCUGUGUUGCCAGUUCCUUACAUGUUUAAUGGAGGUUUACGGGGAAGGAAAAGCAGCGCUGUGGAGAAAGUUGUUGAGAGAAGGCAGAAGAGAAUGAUAAAGAAUAGAGAGUCAGCUGCAAGGUCUCGGGCCCGUAAGCAGGCCUAUACAACGGAAUUAGAAGCAGAAGUUGCAAAACUGAAAGAGAAAAACCAAGAAUUGCAGAAGAAACAGGCAAAAAUUAUGGACAUGCAGAAGAACCAGGCCCUGAGGAUGAUGAACCUGCAGCAGGGAGUUAAAAGACGGUGCUUGAGACGGACACAGACCGGACCAUGGUGAAGGGUCUUGUACAUUGUUGGUUGAAAAUUACUUAAUAUGGUUAUCGAUGGCUGUACAUGUAUAUGUGAGAGAGAGAGAUAUAGAGAGAGAGACAUGUUUUCUGUAGAUCAAAAAAGAUGGAGAAUUUUAUUGUGCCGUAGAUUAGUUAUUCCAGUUUUUCUCUCAACUCUGCUUCACUCGCGAACAAACAUCAUGCUGAUGUAAAUAAAGAAAAGCAAAAAUAUGCCAGGGUUAGAUGUUAUUCAUGCAUGAUUUUCAAUUUUAGCACAAUCCAACAGCAGAAAGACACGAUUUUGACGAACUAUGGCU
Molecule: messenger RNA, 1611 nt
Organism: Ilex paraguariensis (yerba mate)
Lineage: Eukaryota; Viridiplantae; Streptophyta; Magnoliopsida; Aquifoliales; Aquifoliaceae
Source: the annotation of a GenBank genome assembly